AUGAAUCAUGGACGUAUUUACUUCAGGGCUGAGGCUGUCAGUCGAGGUGCUGACAAUAUCAGGUCUCCUCCAAUUUGCGUCGCGGGACGCCCCCUUACCCUCACCAAUUUUCCCCCAGAAAUCAUCAAGUGUAUCAUCGACAAAAUCCUGGAUGAAAAUAGCCUCCGCAAAGAGGAGAGCUGGGAAUGGGACUAUUGGUCUGAGCCUGAGCCCGAGCACAAUCCUCUUCAGGUAUACGUGGAUGUCCUCAACCUUGCAGCGACCUGUAAGGACAUCCGUAGGCCCGUGACGAAGCAAAUCUAUAUCAGAGAUGCGAGGGACAACCAUUCGGCAGCUUUGCUAGUAUCGGCGAAGCGCAAUGACAUUGCUGGCGUCAUUCGAGCCCUUCAUAUAGGAGCUAACAUCCACUCUGAUGAUGCGACCGAGACAGCCACCUACUAUACCACCGGACCAAACGCUAUCAAGACUGGCCAUAGGGUUCCCUUGCAACUUGACAACCAAGCAACUGCCAUUCACUGGGCCGCUUUCAAUGGACACAAGGAGAUUGUGUCCCUAAUCCUCAAUCAUGGGGCCAGCAUUAUCCACAGGGUCAGCAUCGGUGCUCGUGAGUGGUUUAUUCGCCAGAAGUUGCCGGCUGUUCAGCUAUACAAGAAUUGUACUGUCCUAGAUUAUUACCCAAUCAGUUUCACCAGAAGAGCUGUGGCGGAUAAUGCAUUUUUAGGCUUGAGGUGUUUGGGAUCUCUGCAAGCCGUCGACAACCAAUAUCGAUUCAUGAAGUUAGAGCAAGGUGCAAAUACUCUAUACUUUGCUGUAAAGGGCGGCAACAUUGACAUUGCGGAAUCUCUCAUCAAGGCUGGGGCUGAAUUGAUGACACAUACUGGGACAGGGCUCACUGCUCUGCAUCAGGCAGGGAUUGAUCCGAAUAGUGCGGAUCCCUUUGGGAAAACUCCACUCCACUUCAUAAAAUGCUCCGAAGAGGAGAUGGCACACGCAGCAGUCAAAAUGAUCAAGACUCUUGUGGAGCACGGAGCCGACAUCAACAGAUGGGACCUUCUUGGUAACACACCGCUCCUCACUCAUCUGCAAGACUUUGAGCGGAAUGAUUCUGUCAUCGCAGAGUUCAUCCGGCAAGGAGCUCACAUAUACGAGGGCUUUUAUGAUGAUCUCGAAGCGCCUCUCAACAAACUCAACCAAGAGAUCUAUAGCGCCAUGGCAUAUAUCGGAUUUGUUGGCCCAGGCUGCGAACCGGUUCCUCUGCCGCCUAAUCAUGACACCGGAAUGGAAUGGCCUGAGACCCGAGAGGCCAUUUUUUGA
Molecule: messenger RNA, 1314 nt
Organism: Fusarium oxysporum Fo47
Lineage: Eukaryota; Fungi; Ascomycota; Sordariomycetes; Hypocreales; Nectriaceae
Product: ankyrin repeat-containing domain protein
Exons: 3
Coding region: 1-1314 (437 amino acids)
Molecular function (GO): protein binding
Source: RefSeq, a predicted model, not a curated record